AUGGCCCUCUUCGAACCCUUCCGGGCAAUCGGGCACAUCGUCGACGAUGUCCCGUUUGCAGUCCAGCGGCGCGGUCGGGAAACGUACGCAACCGUGAGCGUCGGCAAUGCAUGGCAGAUAUACAACACUGCCAAGCUCACGGUAGUACUCAUCGGUCCCCAGCUUCCUCGAUCGAUCACUGCCCUGGCCUGCGCCGGGGACGUGACCCUGGCUGCGUUGGAGGGGGGCGACAUCGUGGAGACCAGACGCGUGCAUGUCACCGGGGUCUACAGGGGCCACACCGGGUCGGUCGUGGCCAUGCAGGUCCUGGGCAGCACGCUGCUCACCCUUUCCACCGACGGCACCCUGCGUGCCUGGACCCUGGGGGAGCGGGCCGCCCCCCUCCAGACCCUGGAGCUCGGGCCCGGCUUCACCCCAUCCACUCUCGCCCACCCCGACACCUACCUGAACAAGGUGGUGGUGGGGUCCGCGGAGGGCCGCCUCCAGCUGUGGAACUUCUCCACGGGGACCCUGCUGCACGAGUUCAGGGGCCUGGGGUCCGGCAUCCGCGUGCUGGCUCCCAGCCCCGCGCUCGAUGUGAUCGGCUUGGGCUUGGCGGAUGGGCGCGUGGUCCUCCUGGACUUACGUCAUGACGAGGUGGUGGCCGAGUUCAGCAACGCGGCGGGCACCGGCGCCUCCGCCGCGGGCCUGCUGGGCAACACCGCCGGCGCCGCGGCGGCCGGCGCGCCCGGCGGCGGAGCGGUCACCGCCCUCGCCUUCCGCACGGGCCCCGGCGUACCGCUGCUGGCGGCGGGCGGCGCCUGCGGCGCGGUCACGCUCUGGGAUCUGGAGAAGCGCCGGCUGCACUCCGUGCUGCGUGACGCGCACGACGCCGGGGUCACCCGCCUGCACUUCUUUGUCGGCGAGCCGCGGCUGAUGUCGGCGGGGCGCGACAACGCGGCCAAGCAGUGGGUGCUGGACGGCGCGGACGGCGCGCCGCGCCUGCUCCGCUUCCGCGCGGGCCACGCCGCGCCGCCCGCGCUGGUGCGCCACUACGGCGCGGGGCGCGCGCUGCUCAGCGCGGGCGAGGACCGCACCUUCCGCCUGUUCAGCGCCGUCGCCGACGCGCAGUCGCGCGAGCUGAGCCAGCGCCACCUCGAGCGCCGCGCCAAGCGCGCGCGCGUGGCGCGCGAGGAGCUGCGCCUGCCGCGCGUCGUGGCGCUGGCGGCGGGCGACGCGCGCGAGCGCGACUGGGCCAACGUGGUCACCGCGCACGCGGGCGAGGCGCGCGCCUUCACCUGGCGCCUGGCCCAUGCCGUGCUGGGCGAGCACGCGCACGGCGAGGCCGCACCGCGCGACGCGGUGACCGCCGUCGCGCUCUCCGCCUGCGGCAACUUUGCGGUGGUGGGCUCGGCGGACGGCGCCGUGCACCGCUACAACAUGCAAUCCGGCCUGCACCGCGGCGAGUACCAGCGCCAGGCAGGAGGCGGCGACGCGGCGAGCGAGGCCACGGCGGGCCGACCAUCCCCCGCGCACGACGGCGCGGUGGCGGGCCUAGCGUCCGACGGCGCCAACCGCUGGCUGGUCAGCGGCGGGGAGGACGGCGCGCUGCGCACCUGGGACUUCAAGCGGUGCGGACUGACGGGGGAGCUGGGCGUGGGGGCGGCGGUGCAGAGGCUGGCGUGCCACCCGGCCUCGGGGCUGGUGGCCGUAGCGCCGGCCGACCUCAUGCUCCGCAUCUACGACGUCGAGGCCCAGCGGCUGGUGAGGAGGUUCGAGGGCCACCUCGACCGGGUCACCGAUCUGCAGUUCAGCGAGGACUGCCGCUGGCUGCUGUCCAGCUCCAUGGAUGGCACGCUCCGGGUCUGGGACAUUCCAGGCUCCCAGCUGCUCCAGGUGCUGGACAUGGGGGGAGUGGUCACCUCGCUGUCCCUCUCCCCCGCCCAGGACCUGCUGGCCACCACGGGGCAGGGCUCCCGUGGCAUCAACCUCUGGGCCAACCAGCUGAUCUACGGCGCGGGGGGGGACAUCGUGCCGGGGUCGCGCGUGCGCCACGCCCACCUGCCCGCGCUGGCGCUGGAAAUCUCGGCGGGGGAGGGUGCCGACGCGCUGGCCACGCUGCGCGACGCCUCCAGCUCCGAGGACGAGGAGGAGGGGGGCGGCGCCGCCUCGACACCGGCGCUGCGCCUGGAGGACGAGGUGGCGGGCGCGGCGUGGGCGAAGCGCACGCCCAGCGGCGCGCCGGCGCCUCUGGCGCCGGCCAUGCUCACGCUGAGCCUGUUGCCGCGCUCGCAGUGGCAGAGCCUGGCGCACCUGGAUGUGGACGGCGGCGAGGAGCCCAGCCCCGGCGACGGCGAGGAGCCGGCGCUGGCCGCCGCGGCCAUGGCCGCCUGGGGCGGCUCGGAGGACGAGGAUGCGGCGAACGGGGAUGAGGACGUGGCGGAUGGAGAUGAGGACGCGGAGGCCGACGCCGAUGCGGAUGCCAACGCCAAGCCACGGCGCAAGCACCACCCCCAGUCGCGCGCCGUGCUGGGCCUGCUGCGCACGCUGACCCCCGUGCAGGUGGACGGCGAGGUGCGGGCGCUGACGCGGCUGGCGGAGCCGGGGCAGGACGGCGGCGAGGGCGAGCGCCUGGUGGACGCGCUGUUGGCCUUCCUGGAGGCCCAGCUCUGCGCUGGCUCCUGCUUUGACCUGGUGCAGGCACUGCUGCGCCUGACGCUGGACGUGCACGCCGGCGCCAUCCUUUCUAGCCCGUCGCUGCAGCGCCGGGCGGCGGGGCUGGCCGCGCAGCUGCGCGCCAGCUGGCAGCGCGUGGACGACGCGCUCAACUCCACACGCUGCGUGCUGGGCCUGCUGGGCAACCUGCAGCCGUGA
Molecule: messenger RNA, 2853 nt
Organism: Auxenochlorella protothecoides
Lineage: Eukaryota; Viridiplantae; Chlorophyta; Trebouxiophyceae; Chlorellales; Chlorellaceae
Product: putative WD repeat-containing protein
Exons: 10
Coding region: 1-2853 (950 amino acids)
Biological process (GO): rRNA processing
Cellular component (GO): small-subunit processome; Pwp2p-containing subcomplex of 90S preribosome
Molecular function (GO): protein binding
Source: RefSeq, a predicted model, not a curated record